Microtus ochrogaster (prairie vole) is the source of this 1490-nucleotide messenger RNA. RefSeq names its product carbohydrate sulfotransferase 11 (gene Chst11). The record is from RefSeq and is a predicted model, not a curated record. Gene Ontology annotation, biological process: carbohydrate biosynthetic process; proteoglycan biosynthetic process. Gene Ontology annotation, cellular component: membrane. Lineage: Eukaryota; Metazoa; Chordata; Mammalia; Rodentia; Cricetidae. Gene Ontology annotation, molecular function: sulfotransferase activity.
AGGGAGGGAGGGAGGGGGGCCUGGACAGUAACAGAGGCUAGUGCACGGCGGCGGUGGCACCUUCCUUCUCGCAUCCCGGUCGCCCGGCCCGUGAGGAGGCAGCGGCGGCCGCAGGCGCCAGCAGAGCCAAGGCGGCGGAGCAUCGAGCUGAGGCGAGGCGAGGCGGACCGGCAGGAGCGCGCGGCCGGGGCCACGCAUCUCCACACUUGCACAGCAACUCCCGCGCCUUUCACGCCCCUCGCCCAGAGACCCGGACUGGGGGCUCGGAGAGCCUCGGUGAAGCGAGCGGGAUCCAGCUCCGGAGCUCAGCCAGCUCUGUUCUGAACCUCCCGGGCGCUGGUUCCCCGCGGCGGGGUACCCGCUUCUGCGCUCCGGACGCGCCUCCCGGACAGCCGGGUCUCUUCGGCCAGGACAAAGCCAUGAAGCCGGCGCUGCUGGAAGUGAUGAGGAUGAACAGAAUUUGCCGGAUGGUGCUGGCCACUUGCUUGGGAUCCUUUAUCUUGGUCAUCUUCUAUUUCCAAAGUAUGUUGCACCCAGUCAUGCGGAGGAAUCCCUUCGGGAUGGACAUCUGCUGCCGGAAGGGCUCGCGAAGUCCGCUGCAGGAACUCUACAACCCCAUUCAGCUGGAGCUGUCCAAUACUGCCAUCCUGCACCAGAUGAGACGGGACCAAGUGACAGACACCUGCCGGGCCAACAGCGCCAUGAGCCGAAAGCGUAGGGUGCUGACCCCCAACGACCUGAAGCACCUGGUGGUGGAUGAGGACCACGAGCUCAUCUACUGCUACGUGCCCAAGGUGGCGUGCACCAACUGGAAGAGACUCAUGAUGGUUCUGAGCGGCCGGGGCAAGUACAGUGAUCCCAUGGAGAUCCCCGCCAACGAGGCCCACGUCUCGGCCAACCUGAAGACCCUCAACCAGUACAGCAUCCCAGAGAUCAACCACCGCUUGAAAAGCUACAUGAAGUUCCUGUUCGUGCGGGAGCCCUUCGAGAGGCUCGUGUCUGCCUACCGCAACAAGUUCACCCAGAAGUACAACACCUCCUUCCACAAGCGCUACGGCACCAAGAUCAUCCGCCGCCAGCGGAAGAACGCCACACAGGAGGCCCUGCGCAAGGGGGACGACGUCAAGUUUGAGGAGUUCGUGGCCUACCUCAUCGACCCCCACACACAGCGGGAGGAGCCCUUCAACGAGCACUGGCAGACGGUUUACUCCCUCUGCCACCCUUGCCACAUCCACUACGACCUCGUGGGCAAGUACGAGACGCUGGAGGAGGACUCCAACUACGUGCUGCAGCUGGCCGGGGUGAGCGGCUACCUGAAGUUCCCCACCUAUGCAAAGUCCACCAGAACUACCGACGAGAUGACCACGGAGUUCUUCCAGAACAUCAGCGCCGAGCACCAGACGCAGCUCUACGAAGUCUACAAACUGGACUUUUUAAUGUUCAAUUACUCAGUGCCAAACUACCUGAAAUUGGAAUAAAGGGGUGUGGGG